AUUCAUUCACAAUACAUUGCACAGCGAUGUCUACCUUCCCGAUUCUUCUCUUGCCACAAAAAUCUCUUCAAAAUGUACUACGAAUCAUGCAGCCGUUGGAAUUAAUCUACUUUUCAUUUGUUUCAAAAACCUGCAAAGCACAUACAGUUGAUCUAAAUCUCAAAGCAUCUCGUCUUACAAUUGUAUUAAAGAAUGGUGAAGAAUGUGCAUGGAUUGAAGCCGUAUUCAAAGAUGGAAAUACUGUAGGCUUCGAAAUCUCCACUGAAAGUUGUGCUGAUUGCUCUGAAGUGAUGUAUCCAGUGUUAGGUACAUACUAUGAAGACGGAAGUUAUGACUCAAGCCACGCUGAUACUAUCAAAGUUCCAACAAUAGGAUUAGCUCAGGUCAUUGCUCAUUUUCAAACUAUUUUCCACAAGCCGAAGAUCAGUCAGCUCUAUCAUGAGAAUGUUUAUAUUUGUGAUCAAAUGCUAGAAAUAAUUAAAACUCUCGACUUCGAGAAAAUUGAAUUUUGGAUUCGUACUUUCGAUUACUUUUUAAUUCUCUUUUCAAAUUACACCAGAGAAGUCGAUUUUCAAAUUCAUUGUUUACGGUUGGUGACUCGUGUAAUUCUUUGUCGGAGCAUACGCUUCGUGGAUUCUUCCGAUUGGCAUCUUCCAAAUGUAUUGGCUUCAAAUGGUACCCAAUUCAAGUGCUCCACUCCUGUUCCAAUUAAAUCAAUCAAUAUGUUUCUGAGACACUGGACGAAUGGCUCAAAUCCGAGGCUUGAGUGUAUACGUAUAUCUAUUGAAGCAGAAGCUCCUUUUUCUGAAGAAUCCACGUAUAUCGAAGAGGUUUUGAAAGGGAUUCAUUAUCAAACGGAACCCAUCGAUAGUGUAAAAACAUUUGACCCUAUCAAUUUGUAUACGCAUAAUAACUUGUGUUUUAAUGAGCACAUACUGAAACAAACCACUGGAAUUGUUAUAAGAUGUGGCUAUGAGAAAAAAGCAAUGGUGAAUGUGAAAUUAUUCGAGACUCCCACAGAGUCUGAAGUUUUGUUUCAAAUGUCAUUGAUUGUGUAAUAUUCUUGAAUUGCUAAACCAAAUGAAUUUUUAU
This is a messenger RNA of Caenorhabditis elegans, 1092 nucleotides long. It is a transcript of the gene fbxb-66, whose product is annotated as F-box domain-containing protein. NCBI's taxonomy places the organism in Eukaryota, Metazoa, Nematoda, Chromadorea, Rhabditida, Rhabditidae. The record is from RefSeq and is marked reviewed. The coding region runs from base 27 to 1058 and encodes 343 amino acids. The transcript has 2 exons.